GGAAGUUCAUACAUUUACAGCCAAAAUUUGAUUUUCUGCUUUGUUCUUUUCGUUGACCGGAUUUGUUUUUUCGUUUCUUUUGUAUGGAAAUUUAUUCAAUUUUAGAUUUUCUUAUAUAAUUUAUGUUUUCAACAAAAUUAAAAAAUCAAGUAGAAGAGGGUGGCGAACCACCACACAUACGCGGAAGAAGAAAAAUCCGAUAAAAUAGCUAAAGACAAUUGUUCUUAGUGCUCGAGCAGGUGGAACUGGAACAAGAUUCAGGAUCUGAAAGAAACCCUUUUGAUUGAUCGAAUCGAUAUGAGUACUCAGGCGACGGGGACUUCUUCGCGGAGGAGCACUUCUUCUGUACGGCGAGGACCACCGGCCUCCAAGAAAACUCUCCAAUCAGAAAACGGAAGCAUCGUCAAUGGCAACACCUCCAAACCCAAUUCACCUCCUUCUCAACCUCCUUCCAACGUUGAGAGAACAGUCAAGAAGCUUCGUUUAUCGAAAGCUCUCACUAUCCCUGAAGGAACCACUGUCUUUGACGCUUGUCGAAGAAUGGCUGCUCGACGUGUCGAUGCGGUUCUCUUGACUGAUUCAAGCGCUCUUCUCUCCGGGAUCUGCACCGACAAAGAUGUAGCUACGAGAGUGAUCGCAGAAGGGUUAAGACCUGAUCAAACUCUUGUCUCCAAGGUCAUGACAAGGAAUCCUAUCUUCGUCACGUCUGAUUCGUUGGCGAUAGAGGCUCUUCAGAAGAUGGUUCAAGGGAAAUUCAGACACUUGCCUGUUGUGGAGAACGGCGAAGUCAUUGCUUUGUUGGAUAUCACAAAGUGUCUAUACGACGCCAUUUCUAGGAUGGAGAAAGCUGCUGAGCAAGGCAGUGCUUUAGCAGCUGCAGUGGAAGGUGUGGAGAAGCAAUGGGGAGCUGGAUACUCUGCUCCGUAUGCUUUCAUCGAAACUUUAAGGGAGAGAAUGUUUAAGCCAGCUUUGUCUACGAUAAUCACUGAGAAUUCAAAAGUUGCGCUUGUAUCACCAUCAGAUCCUGUCUAUGUUGCUGCAAAAAAGAUGCGAGAUUUACGAGUUAACUCUGUGAUUAUCUCCAUGGGGAGCAAAAUCCAAGGGAUCUUAACUUCAAAGGACAUUCUGAUGAGAGUGGUUGCGCAGAAUCUAUCUCCUGAAACGACUCUUGUGGAGAAGGUAAUGACACCUAAUCCAGAAUGUGCUUCCCUCGAGACGACGAUUCUUGACGCUUUGCAUAUAAUGCAUGACGGCAAGUUUCUACAUCUUCCGAUUCUAGACAAAGACGGAUCAGCUGCAGCUUGUGUAGAUGUUCUUCAGAUAACUCACGCAGCUAUCUCAAUGGUCGAGAACAGCUCUGGAGCUGUGAACGACAUGGCAAACACGAUGAUGCAGAAGUUCUGGGACUCAGCUCUUGCGUUAGAACCACCUGAUGAUUCCGACACUCAAAGCGAAAUGUCGGCGAUGAUGCAUCACUCUGAUAUUGGGAAGCUCGCUUCUUACCCAUCUCUAGGACUAGGGAACUCGUUUUCUUUCAAGUUCGAAGAUCUCAAGGGCCGUGUGCAUCGUUUUACUUGCGCUGCUGAAAACCUCGACGAGCUGAUGGGUAUUGUGAUGCAGAGAAUUGGUGGUAGUGACAACAACGAUAAGGAGCAACGGCCUCAGAUUAUAUAUGAAGAUGAUGAAGGCGAUAAGGUGUUGAUUACAUCGGAUAGCGAUUUGGUUGGUGCUGUUACUCUUGCUAGGUCUACAGGACAAAAGGUGUUGAGGCUGCAUCUGGACUUCACAGAGACAACAAGGAGCUUGAGCUCUGAAACGGGUCAACUCAAGAAAGCGGAAGGAGGCGGAUGGGUAUCAUGGCGCGGUGGUGUUGUGGUUACAGGAGCUCUUGUUCUAACGAGCGUAGCCGUUGUUGUUUACUUGAAACGCUCAAAGAUGUGAUUUUUACUGAUUGGGAGGGAAAAAAAUUAUAUUUUUUUGGGUAAGUUUCAAUACAAUUUGUCUCUUUGGGUUUACAUGUUUUG
This is a messenger RNA of Eutrema salsugineum, 2024 nucleotides long. Its product is annotated as CBS domain-containing protein CBSCBSPB3. Gene Ontology annotation, molecular function: protein binding. The record is from RefSeq and is a predicted model, not a curated record. NCBI's taxonomy places the organism in Eukaryota, Viridiplantae, Streptophyta, Magnoliopsida, Brassicales, Brassicaceae. The coding region runs from base 298 to 1941 and encodes 547 amino acids. The transcript has 2 exons.